Molecule: messenger RNA, 1596 nt
Organism: Mesorhabditis spiculigera
Lineage: Eukaryota; Metazoa; Nematoda; Chromadorea; Rhabditida; Rhabditidae
Source: the annotation of a GenBank genome assembly
AUGCAUAACGAGCUGCUCGUCAUCCCGAAUAAAGCGGAUACCUUGACGCCAAGGAAAUGGAAGUCGGAGCCCGAAGAUCUUGAUACUACGAUGGAAUCUGGUUACAAUAUUGCCAAGCGCGCGAUCACGCCGGAAUUGGAUUGUUUUGAGGAUUCCGAUACCUCUACCGGCUACUCCUCUCGCCAAUCCACCUCCACGAGCUCGUACGGCCUCUCGGGGAUCAAGCUUGGGUCGACAUCGGAAUUGAACGCCACCGGAGAUCCAAAUGAUUAUCCAGAAGCUCUCCGCUCCUCCCAAUGGGCCCUCGAAUCGCCGGUUUUUGCCAAUUGCACCCGCAACGCCAAGAAAUCUACCUGCUAUUUUUGCAAGGGCCACAUCAAGCGCGACAAACAUGGUCAAAUGCCGCUCGAAAGUUACAUAGCCCACAUUCUUCGACGACACGGCCACCUGGAUGCCGCACAGGAAUUUAUUCGAGUUUUUCAGACUGAACUCUCGAUCCAUUUGGAGUGGCCGUUCAAGCUGAAAUUUGGAGACGGACUGUUAACGUGUAGAAAAUGUGAUGUUCAAUACCCUGCGUUGCAAGACCUGAAAAUCAGGCAUCCGUGUAACCGAUAUGAAGAUGGGAAAGAACGACGACGCAAGGAAAUUAGAGACGAAAGACCGCUUUGCCCGAUUGGCUGUGGAAAGAGGAUUUCAACCUCGUUCCGAAGAAGCUGCGUUGAAUAUUACCAAAUUCGGCACCUAGUGCGAGCUCAUCAUUUCGACAAAAGGGCCUUCGAGAAGGCGGUCGAGUUGUCGAAAACGAAGACGUUCCAACGGGAUAUGCCCCAUCUAUCCGUCGAAAAGUCGUUCGCCUCCUAUAUCGACGCGAAGCGCCCGUUCGCGUGCAGCGCAUGUUAUGUGACGUUUAAAUACGAGGAGGAGCUCCGCUUUCACUUCCGCCGCCAGCAUACUGACGCUUUCUACCGACGCCGUGUCUACAACGACUCGAAAUACGAGGGCGCCUUCGAUUUUUACAAUAAGCAGAAGCCAGUGCCGGUGGAAAAGGCCCCGGCCUCCCCAACGAACGUGCGCGACGUUUUCGAGUGGCUCGGCCAGGGCCCCAUCCUCAAGCAGCUGCACUCGCCAAAGGUGGAAUACAAGAAAAAGCUGCUGACCCGCGGCGGUGGCAUGUUACGCGACCGGACGGCCGCCUUUGACAUGGAGUGCGACCCGGCGGAGGAGGUCGAAAAAAUGCUGCCCGAAAUAUCGGAGCUGGAGCCGAUCGACGUCUCGCAUCUUCCGAGGAUUUCAACCGGCGCGAAAUGUCCAGAAUGCCCAUUCGUCGGUUUGGAUGGAGAGCACACACGCGUCCAUUACGCCAGGGAGCACAAGCAGGACAACGCGCUUACAAAUGGCGUCCCAUGGUUCAGCAUCUGCGGCGAGUGCGAGAAGCCGUUCUCGGAUUUUGACAGUCUGCGAACGCACGUUGCCGACGCCCACGCAGCUGAUGAGGAGUGCUACAAGUGUCCGACGUGCUGCGUCUCGUUCCAGAAGGCCGGCCAUUUCCAGAAUCACAUGGCCAGAUACCACCCGGCACUUGCUGAGCUCAUGAAA